This is a messenger RNA of Protopterus annectens (West African lungfish), 8521 nucleotides long. RefSeq names its product spectrin beta, non-erythrocytic 1 (gene SPTBN1). Lineage: Eukaryota; Metazoa; Chordata; Ceratodontiformes; Protopteridae. Gene Ontology annotation, biological process: protein localization to plasma membrane; actin cytoskeleton organization. The record is from RefSeq and is a predicted model, not a curated record. The transcript is spliced from 36 exons. Gene Ontology annotation, molecular function: actin filament binding; structural constituent of cytoskeleton; phospholipid binding. Gene Ontology annotation, cellular component: cell junction; cortical actin cytoskeleton; spectrin. The coding region runs from base 332 to 7414 and encodes 2360 amino acids.
AUCAGUGUAGCAGAGUACCCCUCUAACGGAUUCUCCUGUCGCUGUGCUGCUCCAGGAGGAUAGAUAGAGGCAGUACUCGGAAUAGUGGUCAAACCCUCCCCCUUUUUCCGUCAUUCCCUUAUUCGCAUCUAGUGUCGUAGUGCUGUAACCCAAGGCCAGCCUGCUGCUGCUGCACCACCGCUGGACCUGAGCUGCUCUCACCCGCACAUCUUCCUCACCGCUUAGUGCCGCAGUGCCGUGAUCCAGUGGGCUUUUUGCUGGGGAGAACCGUCCGCACCACAGAAUUCUGUGAGAAGAAACUGAUGACGAAUAGAGAUUGGUGGAGGUCAACAUGACGGCAGUAGCAGCAGACUUUGACAACAUUGAAAUCCAGCAUCAGUACACUGAUGUAAACAACCGUUGGGAAGCAGAUGACUGGGAUAAUGAGAACAGUUCUGCGCGACUGUUUGAGAGAUCUCGUAUUAAGGCCCUAGCAGAUGAACGUGAGGCAGUACAGAAGAAAACCUUUACAAAAUGGGUUAACUCACACUUGGCCCGUGUGUCCUGCAGAAUCACAGACUUGUACACAGAUCUUCGCGAUGGACGCAUGCUCAUCAAACUAUUGGAAGUGCUUUCAGGGGAAAGACUUCCGAAACCCACCAAGGGAAGAAUGCGUAUCCACUGUUUGGAAAAUGUGGACAAAGCUCUUCAGUUCUUAAAGGAGCAAAGAGUGCACUUAGAAAACAUGGGCUCCCAUGAUAUCGUGGAUGGGAACCACAGACUGACCCUUGGUCUGAUAUGGACCAUCAUUCUCAGGUUUCAGAUCCAAGAUAUCAGUGUUGAAACUGAAGAUAAUAAAGAGAAGAAAUCUGCAAAGGAUGCCUUACUUUUGUGGUGCCAGAUGAAAACAGCUGGGUACCCCAAUGUCAACAUCCACAAUUUCACUACAAGCUGGCGAGAUGGAAUGGCCUUCAAUGCACUAAUUCACAAACACCGACCUGACCUUAUUGAUUUUGAUAAGCUGAAGAAAUCCAAUGCACACUACAACCUGCAGAAUGCUUUCAACCUCGCAGAGCAGCACCUCGGCCUCACUAAGCUUCUGGACCCAGAAGAUAUCAGCGUUGACCAUCCUGAUGAGAAGUCCGUUAUCACAUAUGUUGUCACAUACUACCACUACUUCUCCAAAAUGAAGGCACUGGCUGUUGAAGGAAAACGUAUUGGAAAGGUGCUUGAAAAUGCAAUUGAAACUGAGAAAAUGAUUGAGAAGUACGAGUCCCUGGCGUCUGACCUCUUGGAAUGGAUCGAACAAACUAUCAUCAUCUUGAACAAUCGCAAAUUUGCCAACUCCCUGAUUGGUGUGCAGCAGCAGCUACAGGCAUUCAACACCUAUCGUACAGUAGAGAAACCACCCAAAUUCACUGAAAAAGGCAACCUGGAAGUACUUCUCUUUACCAUCCAAAGCAAGAUGAGGGCAAACAACCAGAAAGUAUACAUGCCAAGAGAAGGAAAACUCAUCUCAGAUAUUAAUAAGGCCUGGGAAAGACUGGAAAAAGCAGAACAUGAAAGAGAACUGGCACUCCGAAAUGAACUCAUUAGACAGGAAAAACUGGAACAGCUUGCACGACGUUUUGACCGCAAGGCAGCUAUGAGAGAAACUUGGCUAAGUGAAAAUCAGCGCUUAGUUUCUCAGGACAACUUUGGAUUUGACCUCCCAGCUGUGGAAGCUGCAACCAAAAAACAUGAAGCUAUUGAGACUGACAUUGCAGCCUAUGAAGAACGAGUUCAAGCAGUGGUUGCUGUUGCUAAAGAGCUCGAUGCUGAGAACUACCAUGACAUCAAACGCAUCACUGCUAGAAAGGACAAUGUCAUACGCCUGUGGGAGUAUCUGUUAGAACUGCUGAAGGCACGCAGACACCGACUGGAAAUGAACCUCAGUCUACAGAAGAUCUUCCAGGAAAUGCUUUAUAUAAUGGACUGGAUGGAUGAAAUGAAGAUGCUUCUGUUAUCACAAGACUAUGGCAAACACUUGCUUGGUGUGGAAGAUCUGGUUCAGAAACACGCAUUAGUGGAAGCUGAUAUUGCUAUUCAGGCAGAGAGAGUCCGUGCUGUGAAUGCUUCUGCUCAGAAAUUUGCUUCAGAUGAUGAUGGUUAUAAGCCAUGUGACCCGCAAGUUAUCCGUGAUCGUGUGGCUCACAUGGAGUUCUGUUACCAAGAACUAUGCCAGCUGGCUGCAGAACGUAGGGCCCGUUUGGACGAAUCCAGACGCCUGUGGAAAUUCUUUUGGGAGAUGGCAGAAGAAGGUGGCUGGAUCAAGGAAAAAGAACAAAUUAUAUCAUCAGAAGACUAUGGUAAGGAUCUAACCAGUGUGGUUCGGCUUUUAACGAAGCACAAGGCAUUUGAGGAUGAGAUGAGUGGGCGGAGUGGACAUUUACACCAGACCAUUAAGGAAGGUGAAGCCAUGAUUGCAGAUGAGCACUUUGGAACUGACAAAAUCAGAGAGAGACUGACAGAUAUCCAAGAACAGUGGGCCAACCUUGAGCAGUUGUCAGCCAUCAGGAAAAAACACUUGGAGGAAGCCUUAAACCUGUAUCAGUUCCAGGCAGAUGCUGAUGACACUGAUGCUUGGAUGCUAGAUAUUCUAAGAAUUGUCUCUAGCAGUGAUGUUGGGCAUGAUGAAUAUUCAACUCAGUCUUUGGUGAAGAAACACAAGGAUGUUGCAGAGGAAAUUGCCAAUUACAGGUCAACCAUAGACUCAUUGAUUGAGCAGUCAAAAGCUCUGCCAGUAGAAUUUGCUCAGUCCCAAGAUGUACAGGAUAGAUUGUCAGGUAUCGAGGAACGCUACAAAGAAGUUGCAGAACUUGCACGGCUGCGAAAGCAGGCCCUACAGGAUGCUCUUGCACUUUACAAGAUGUCCAGUGAGACUGAUGCUUGUGAGCUGUGGAUUUAUGAAAAAGAACAGUGGCUUAACAACAUGCACAUUCCAGAGAAGCUGGAAGAUCUUGAGGUUAUUCAACACAGAUUUGAGAGCUUAGAACCCGAGAUGAACAACCAAGCCUCCCGCGUUGCUGUAGUUAACCAGAUUGCCCGCCAGCUACUCCACAGUGGACAUCCAAGUGAGAAGGAGAUAAAAGCUCAGCAAGAUAAACUCAACACAAGGUGGAGCCAGUUUCGAGAGCUGGUGGACCGAAAGAAAGAUGCCCUCACCAGUGCCCUUAGCAUUCAGAACUACCACCUUGAAUGCAAUGAAACAAAGUCCUGGAUCAGAGAGAAGACCAAAGUUAUUGAAAGUACACAGGAACUGGGCAAUGAUCUGGCAGGAGUCAUGGCCCUGCAGAGGAAGCUAACAGGUAUGGAGCGGGAUUUGGCAGCCAUUGAAGCAAAACUCGAUGACCUGCAGAAAGAAUCAGAAAAACUUGCAGAAGAGCACCCUGAUCAGGCCCAAGCAGUCCAGGGUCGCUUAACAGAAAUUGAUGAUGUCUGGGAGGAAAUGAAAACUACACUCAAAAACCGUGAAGAAUCUCUUGGUGAGGCUAGCAAGCUCCAGCAGUUCCUACGUGAUUUAGAUGACUUUCAGUCUUGGUUGUCUAGGACCCAGACUGCUAUUGCCUCGGAGGAUAUGCCAAACACUCUUGCUGAGGCUGAGAAAUUGCUGACACAGCACGAAAACAUCAAGAAUGAAAUCAAUAACUAUGAAGAGGACUACCAGAAGAUGCGUGACAUGGGUGAAAUGGUAACACAGGGUCAGACAGAUGCACAGUAUAUGUUUCUACGCCAGCGACUUCAGGCUUUGGAUACUGGAUGGAAUGAGCUACACAAGAUGUGGGAGAACAGACAAAGCCUCCUGUCACAGUCACAUGCAUAUCAGCUGUUUCUCCGAGAUACAAAACAGGCAGAAGCAUUCCUCAAUAACCAGGAGUAUGUACUGGCACAUACAGAAAUGCCAACUACCUUGGAAGCUGCUGAAGCUGCCAUUAAGAAGCAGGAAGACUUCAUGACCACCAUGGAUGCUAACGAAGAGAAGAUCAAUGCUGUUGUAGAGACAGGCCGGAGACUAGUCAGUGAUGGCAAUAUCUACUCUGACAAGAUUCAAGAGAAAGCAGACUCCAUUGAUGACAGGCAUAAGAAGAACCGUGAAGCUGCCAGUGAAUUGUUGAUGCGACUGAAGGAUAACCGUGACCUCCAGAAGUUCCUGCAGGAUUGCCAAGAGCUGUCACUAUGGAUCAAUGAAAAGAUGCUGACUGCUCAGGACAUGUCAUAUGAUGAAGCAAGAAACCUACACAGCAAGUGGCUGAAACACCAAGGAUUCAUGGCUGAGCUGGCAUCCAACAAAGAAUGGCUGGAUAAAAUUGAAAAGGAUGGGGCAGUACUCAUCACAGAGAAGCCUGAGACGGAACAAGUAGUGAAGGAGAAGUUAACUACAUUGCAUAGAAUGUGGCAAAACCUGGAAUCUACCACACAGACCAAGGCACAGUGUCUCUUUGAUGCCAACAAGGCUGAGCUCUUUACACAAAGCUGUGCUGAUUUGGAUAAAUGGCUGAAUGGUUUAGAGACCCAGAUACAAUCAGAUGACUAUGGGAAGGACCUCACAAGUGUUAACAUCUUGUUGAAAAAGCAGCAGAUGCUUGAGAAUCAGAUAGAAGUGCGAAAGAAAGAAGUGGAGGAGCUGCAGAGUCAAGCCCAAGCUCUGCGUCAAGAAGGAAAAGAUACAGAUGAAGUAGAUGGUCAACGAGUUAUUGUGGAGCAACGACUAGUGCAGUUAAUGGGCCCAUUAAAUGAGAGGAAGAAAUACUUGUUUGCAUCCAGGGAGAUCCAUCAGUUCAACAGAGAUGUGGAAGAUGAAAUUUUAUGGGGUGAUGAACGAAUGCCUAUUGCAACAUCUACAGACCAUGGCCAUAACCUUCAGACUGUGCAGCUUUUGAUCAAGAAAAAUCAGACUCUUCAGAAAGAAAUCCAGGGUCAUCAGCCACGUACAGAUGACAUCCUUGAGAGGAGCCAACACAUCACAGUUGAUGGUAGCCCCCAAACAGAAGCCAUCAAACAGAGAGUAGCUGAUCAGCAGACUCUCUGGAAUCUGCUUAUUGAGGAAACUGAGAAACGGCACAAAAGGCUGGAAGAGUCGCACAGGGCCCAGCAGUACUACUUUGAUGCUGCAGAGGCUGAAGCCUGGAUGAGUGAACAAGAGCUCUACAUGAUGUCUGAAGAGAAGGCCAAGGAUGAGCAAAGCGCAGUAACUAUGCUGAAGAAACAUCAGAUCCUGGAGCAGGCAGUUGAAGAUUAUGCAGAAACAGUACAUCAGUUGUCCAAGACUAGCCGUGCCCUUGUAGCAGAGGGACAUCCAGAGAGUGAGCGGAUCAGCAUGCGCCAAUCUCAAGUGGACAAGUUGUAUGCUGGCCUCAAGGAUUUGGCAGAGGAGAGGAAAGGCAAGUUAGAUGAACGAUAUCGGCUGUUUCAGCUUAAUCGUGAGGUGGAUGACCUGGAGCAAUGGAUUGCUGAGAGGGAAGUUGUGGCUGGAUCUCAUGAGCUGGGACAGGACUAUGAACAUGUCACAAUGUUACAGGAAAGGUUCCGUGAAUUUGCCAGAGACACUGGUAACAUAGGACAAGAACGUGUGGAUGCUGUGAACCACAUGGCAGAUGAGCUGAUAAAUUCUGGACAUUCCGAUGCAGCCACAAUUGCUGAAUGGAAGGAUGGCCUCAAUGAGGCUUGGGCAGAUUUGUUGGAGCUGAUUGAUACUAGAACCCAGAUUCUGGCAGCAUCAUAUGAACUACACAAAUUCUAUCAUGAUGCCAAGGAGAUCCUUGGUCGUAUUCAAGACAAACACAAGAAGCUGCCAGAAGAACUGGGUAGGGACCAAAAUACAGUAGAAACACUACAGAGAAUGCAUACAACAUUUGAGCAUGAUAUUCAAGCUUUGGGCACUCAGGUGAGACAGCUGCAGGAAGAUGCUGCACGCCUCCAAGCUGCCUAUGCUGGCGACAAAGCUGAUGAUAUCCAGAAAAGAGAGAAUGAGGUUCUGGAAGCCUGGAAAACAUUACUAGAUGCUUGUGAAGGUCGUAGAGUCCAGUUACUUGACACAGGAGACAAGUUCCGGUUCUUCAGUAUGGUGCGAGACUUGAUGCUUUGGAUGGAAGAUGUAAUACGUCAAAUAGAAGCUCAGGAGAAGCCAAGAGAUGUUUCAUCUGUUGAACUGCUAAUGAACAAUCACCAGGGUAUCAAAGCAGAGAUUGAUGCCCGUAAUGACAGCUUUACUACAUGCAUCGAGCUUGGCAAAUCUUUGCUAGCAAGAAAACACUACGCUUCAGAAGAGAUAAAAGAGAAGCUAUUGCAACUGACAGAGAAGAGAAAAGAAAUGAUUGACAAGUGGGAGGACAGAUGGGAAUGGCUGAGGCUAAUUUUGGAAGUUCAUCAGUUUUCAAGGGAUGCCAGUGUUGCAGAAGCCUGGCUGUUGGGACAAGAACCGUACCUGUCAAGUCGAGAGAUUGGUCAGAGUGUAGAUGAGGUGGAGAAACUAAUAAAGAGACACGAGGCAUUUGAAAAGUCAGCAGCUACUUGGGAUGAAAGAUUUUCUGCUUUGGAACGCUUAACUACACUGGAAUUAUUGGAAGUGAGACGAAGGCAAGAGGAAGAAGAAAGAAAAAGGAAACCUCCAACUCCUGAGCCAGCACCACAGCCUGUAGAUGAAACAGAUUCUUCUAGAAUGGAAGGUGUGAAAGAAGGCGAACAAAUCUCACAGAAUGGCUUGCCAUCUGACCAGGAGUCUCCUCGGGUAACUGAGACUGCUGAAACCACAGAAAUGGUCAACGGAGCCACAGAACAGAGGACCAGCUCAAAAGAGUCUAGCCCGGUUCCUUCCCCAACAUCUGAUCGUAAAGCUAAGGUGAUUAUUCAGCCACAGACCGCCUCUACUCUUCCAUCUAAAACAGGAGAGUCCAUUACAUCGCAGAUGGAGGGCUUUUUGCAUCGGAAGCAUGAAUGGGAGGCGCAGAACAAAAAGGCUUCAAGCAGAUCUUGGCACAAUGUAUACUGUGUAAUAAACAACCAGGAGAUGGGAUUCUACAAGGACUCCAAGAAUGCUUCAGCUGGAAUUCCAUACCACAGUGAAAUUCCAGUAAGCCUGAAGGACGCACAGUGUGAAGUGGCAACCGAUUACAAGAAGAAGAAACAUGUCUUUAAACUUAAGCUAACAGAUGGCAAUGAAUACCUCUUUCAAGCCAAAGAUGAUGAUGAUAUGAACAGCUGGUUGAAGGCCAUCACUUCUGCCAUCUCUGAUAAAAGUGAAGUGUCCCCCAGCAGCCAGGGUACACCAGCCUCGAGCCGUGCCCAAACUCUGCCAGCCACCAUCACAGUGACCAGUGAGUCUAGCCCUGGCAAGCGGGAGAAGGACAAGGAAAAAGACAAGGAGAAGCGGUUCAGCCUUUUUGGGAAGAAAAAGUAAUUCCUUGAACUAACAAUAGCAUGCUGCUCUUUUGUUUCAUAAUCCUAUGAAAUUCCAGCAUGCCAGAUCAGAAACAGUCAGUACUCUCUCUCUGUCUGCUGCCCCUCCAAAGAAUGUUCAGUUUUGUUUGUGGAGUGGUGAAAACUUGGAGCAAAACUUAUAAAAUUCAAGGGGGCAACAUGCAGCUUCCACAGGUGAGAGAGAGAGGGCAGGAGGACCACUAAAAGAACAACGUACUAUGGUCAGAAUUAUUUAAACAGUUCCUCAAUUUUGUGAGGCUGUCUUGGGAACAUCCUUCAUCUUAUUUGCUAUUGUUAUGCAAGACAGCGGUGCUUAUAAAGCAGUGACAGAAGUAAUACUCCAUUGUACCUGCAUCAGAUAAACAUGUAAAAAUAAUUCCAGAAUAUCAUUCCCAUUUACAGAGGUUGCUAUGCUAAGCCUUGUAUAGUAGAGCUCUCCUUCAUAGCUAUAACCUUUAUAAACAGAUUUAUCAUAUUUGCUAUAUAAGUGCAGACUGACAUUAAUUUGCAUAAAAACAUUGUAACUAGCCACCAUUUUGUUAACAAGUACAUUGAUAUUAAGCUAUUAUUCAGCAACUGUGACAGGUAAGGUGUACAUGGAUGGCUGGUACACAGAUACUUUUAAAUAAACUGUAAUUUUAAACAUUUCCUUUUUUUCUGAGUUGCAUUAUAAUGUACGUUUCAAAUAAAUUCUAGUACAGAGUAUACAAACUAGAUGUAUUAUAAACCCUUUAAGAGCAUCUAUGUUAUGUGUAAAAGUGGAUUAAAAAAGCAGCAUUUACUGGUAAAAAGUAAUGUUACUCAAAUGGUUGCUUGUUGGCUAGGGCACUGUGCGUUAUAAUUUUGCGAACUUCUCUUGCUGUUUGAUAAAUAGUGUGCAUUUCUCUGUCACAGUUAACUAUUGUAAUGAGAAGUCUCAUUUUAUUGCACAAUCAAGACUACAUAGUAAGCAUAAAAUCCUUGCAAUGAUUGUGCCUGUACUUGAACAAGUAUGGGAACUGACUUUUGGAUUUAUGAAAUUACACCUCUAGACAUUUACCCUACCUGUUAAAUAUGUGCGAUGUCAAUAAAAUGCUUUUAAAAUUUA